This is a messenger RNA of Onthophagus taurus, 1728 nucleotides long. It is a transcript of the gene Traf-like, whose product is annotated as TNF-receptor-associated factor-like. NCBI's taxonomy places the organism in Eukaryota, Metazoa, Arthropoda, Insecta, Coleoptera, Scarabaeidae. The record is from RefSeq and is a predicted model, not a curated record. Gene Ontology annotation, molecular function: protein binding.
ACGUGAUACCUGUUUCUGUGUUUUGACCCGUUUUAAACUUGAAUAAGCGAACUUUGUUGUAUUUUUAAAUAAAAACACCACAAAAAAUCAUGAAUGGAAUUCGUUUGCAAAAACCUACGUGCUAUUUUUGUAAUAAAGUGCUAGAAAAUGAAACGGAGGAGGGUCACUUAACAACUUGUGGAUCAGUUUUAGAGCCGUGCGAAUUCAAAUGCGGGGCUUAUUGCCAAAGAAAAAUGAGAGAUAAACAUUUAAAAGAGUGCACAAAUCGACCACAAACGCAAACUUUACCGAGAAUGACUAAACAACACAAAAAUAUGCAAUUUGAACAUGUUCCAAUACAAAAUGUUCAAUAUCAAAGUGCGUUUCAAAAAAAUCCAGUUCAAAAUGUUCCAAUACAAAAUUUCCCGGUUCAAAAUAUUUCACCACAAAAUUAUUAUCCAACAACAUCACGAAUUGAUUCAACACCUCAAAAAACGAUUAGUAUUGAUGUUUUAAAAUUACAAACAAAACUUGGUUCGAUUGAGGGACAAUUAAUUCAAACGCAAAAGAAUUUGGAAGCUUUAAAAUUAAGGCAAGAUAAAUUAUCAGCAAUGCAAACAACAAUAAAUCCACAAAUUUCAAGUCAAUUAGAAAAUUUAAGUUAUCAAAAUCAUAAUUUCGUUGAAUGGAGAAAAACCAUGGAUUCAGAUGUAAACAAUUUAAAAUAUGAUUUAGUCCAAUCGGAUCGUUUAAAAUUGGAUUUAAACAAAAAAAUAAAAAUGUUAGAAGAUAAAUUAUCUCUAUUUAACAGUUUAAUGCCCGAAAUAAACAGUUUUAAAGAAAAUCUUAUGAAAGAACAAAUUAUUUCAAACGAAGUAAUAAGGGAGGUUAAAUCGAAACUGGAAAAGCUCGAAGAUUUUCAUGCUCAUGAAAAUGCGGCCAUCGGCGGGUUAUGGGACGAUCAACGAAAACGAUUGGAAGAAAUCAAAGGGGAUGUUGUUGGGUGUUCAAAAAAUAUUGAAGAGCAAAAAUUGAAAUAUAGCACCGUCGUUUUUGAUUUGCGAGCAAUCACACAAAUCGCGACCGAAAAUGCAGAAAAAGUAGAAAUCCAGGAGAAAGAAUUAAUUUCAAUUCGAAAAAAUUUAACACAAUUAAAACUCGACAUGGAAAUUUUGGAGGAUACGCAAAUUUCUAGAUUUUUCACGAAACCCGGACAUUUAAUUUGGAAAAUGAACGAGUUUAAAAUGAAAAUGGAAAGUGCUAAAAGUACGGAUUUAGUUUUAAGAAGCCCUAUUUUUUAUACUCACGAAUAUGGAUAUAAAAUUCGGUUAAUUGUUUAUUUAAAUGGAAUUAAAAAAUGGAAAGGGAGGCACAUGAUAGCUUGUAUACACGUUUUAAAAGGCGAAUAUGAUUUAAUGCUACCUUGGCCUUGUUUAAUCGAAGGAAAUGUUACUAUAAGGGAUCUUUAUGAUUAUUCAGAUCCGAGACACACCACGAAAUUUAUUAGUGCCAAACGAGAACAUGGCGAUGAAGUCAACGAUGACCCCCAAGAGUCUUCAACUCAAUACAUUUUUAUCCCCCACACCACAUUAACCAAAUACAAUCAUAUCAGAGAUGACACGUUAUUUUUAGAAGUAAAAAUCGGGCGAUAUAUGAAACAUCAAGAUGAAACAAGUCUUUAAAAAGGAUAAAAAAGUUUUAAAAAAUUAAGUACAUAUUUAUUAUUUUUUUGUACGGUUCGAUUAAUUU